Phaeodactylum tricornutum CCAP 1055/1 is the source of this 1617-nucleotide messenger RNA. RefSeq lists its product with no specific name. The record is from RefSeq and is a predicted model, not a curated record. Bases 101 to 1483 code for a protein of 460 amino acids. The transcript is spliced from 2 exons. NCBI's taxonomy places the organism in Eukaryota, Bacillariophyta, Bacillariophyceae, Surirellales, Neidiaceae.
GCUGGUAGGCGAGUCAAGUAUUCGUCAGCCUUUGGUAGUCUCGAAACUCUUAUUCUUUGUGAUAACUGUUGAUAAGGGACAGAAUAACAGCCAGGCUACCAUGUUCAAAGUCAAACGGCGUUUGUCGAAGCUAUCCAAAAACAAACAACCAGAUUUGGCUGUAUCACAACAGUCUCUGCCAGUCCAGCAUCCAGCGAUUUUGUCUCCUCCUUUACACAGUGGAUCGGACGUUUCUUCCUUGCAAUCUUCGAAUGCAGCACUACGCAGUUGCUUGCGUGCUUCGGAAAGUAGCGGUGGCAGUCACGAUGCAUCCUCCGCUCGCGAUAGUCAAAUUCAACAAAAGCAGCCGUUGCAAUCCGCUGAAGAUCAAUCAGGGCUCAUUUAUGGCCGGCCACGCAAUGCGAACGGAAGCAGCCAACAUAGUGGUGAUAGUAGUUCUGGAAGAUUGCGAAAAGUUCGAUUUCGUCAUGUCCAGGUUCGCGAGUUUGAACGUAUAAUUGGAGAUAAUCCGUCGUGUUCCAGUGGAGCACCCGUAGCGUUGGGCUGGGCCCAUAGUCGGGAUCGCACGAUGCGUUUGGACGACUACGAAUCGGUACGGCCAUCGCGUCGGUCGCAGUUGGACUUGAUUUUAACCCGGCAAGAUCGGGAGGAGCUCUUACUGGAAUGGGGCUCAACCUUUCAGCAGAUUAUUGACGCCAUCCGAUCCAACAUUCGGGUAAAGAAUCAACGCCGGCGGACGGUCAACAACAUAGGCACCUAUGAUCGUUGGGAGGAAGCCAUGGAGAAUGCUGGUCGGAAAAUCAAACGUACGCUACUCCUCAAGAAAUCUACUAAGCAGCGUGUUGAAGAAAUGACUGCGCAAUCGAAUACAAUUCGCGUUGUAUCGCAGCACGAAGUGCAAGGUAACCGCAACGCUAGUGAAGUUAACGCAAUCACGCCGCGACGUCGGCAUUCCGAGGACGAUUCAGAAAAAUCCCCUCAAUUGACAUCGCAAUCUGAUAUUUCGAGCAAUGUUGAUCCCGCAACGAUCCUGGAACCAGAAGACGCUGCGUUUCUGGUUGGAGUUGAAGAGGGGAAAUCCUUAGGAGGCUCAUCGUUCUUAAGUGUAGACAGCAACAGACCAACAUCUGUUAUUGAAGUCGGCAUUGUGGAGCGCACGACGCUCACAGAAGAUUUCUAUUCUUACAUGGAAGAAAUGACAGCUACUUCCGGACUUACGGGCAUUUCAGGAGCAACACACGAAGACCAAUUUUCAAAUGAUGGCUUUGAAAUGCUGGACCGGGACAAUUCUUUCUGGGAGGUUGAUGAAGAUCGUUCCGAUUUCCCCCGUAUACGCCGCAUGGUUACCCCUAUGGUCAUCUCCGAAGAUGGAGCAGCGUUUGAUGUCCUGAAUCAGUACGAGCAAUGGGACAGCAAUGGUGGCUUUUCGGGUGCUCAGCAACCGCCGCCAUAUUCUAACUCCAUCAUUAACAAGUGGGAGUAGUGGACUACGCAUGUUAUUCAUUGUCAGUCCAUGGAUGUUUACAACAGAUUUCGAAGUGCAAGGGUUCUCACACACAACGUGGAAGCACAGCGUUACGUUGUACAGUCGAUGGCACGCUCAUAAUGGGAUUGACU